Messenger RNA from Sinocyclocheilus anshuiensis, 737 nucleotides. RefSeq names its product chymotrypsin-C-like. Lineage: Eukaryota; Metazoa; Chordata; Actinopteri; Cypriniformes; Cyprinidae. Gene Ontology annotation, biological process: proteolysis. The transcript is spliced from 5 exons. Gene Ontology annotation, molecular function: serine-type endopeptidase activity. The record is from RefSeq and is a predicted model, not a curated record. The coding region runs from base 30 to 737 and encodes 235 amino acids.
UUGUCAGUGAGAGCUCACUGAGUGUCUUCAUGAUGACCAUCAUCUCUCUGCUCCUGCUGGCCUCUCUGCUGCCACACCUGACCUUCACUGCUCAUGUGGGUAUAGUGAACGGCAGGGAAGCGAAACCCCACUCUAGACCUUACAUGGUUUGUCUUCAGAAGAACUGGCUACAUGUCUGUGGUGGAUUCCUCAUUUCUGAUGAGUUUGUGUUGGCCGCUGCACAUUGUCGAGAGAAUUCAGAGACUCUGACAGUGGUGGUUGGAGCACAUGACCUGAAAAAUAAGACUGAGGGUUCUGUCCGGUUUGGAGUGAAGUCCUACCACCAGCAUUCAAACUUUACUGAGGAACCUGUUAUGAAUGACAUUAUGCUUUUGAGGCUAGAGAAGAAAGUCACACAAAACGAGAAAGUCAACUGGAUAUCCAUACCAAUGAAAGAAGAGGAGAUUGAAGUGCAUUCUGCAGGCUGGGGAAGGCUUGAUACUAAUGGUUCCCUUAGCAGUCAUCUCAUGGAAACACACGUGAAGAUCACGAAUAACACAAAAUGUGAAAAUAAAUGGGGAGAAGAUGACUAUUCAGUUUCACAGAUGAUGUGUACAUAUGGCAAUGGAGGAAAAUGCACGGGGGAUUCAGGAGGUCCUUUGGGUUGUGGGAAAACUGCUGUUGGUGUCAAAUCUUUUGGUGACCCUCAUCUCUGUAAUUCCCCUGAGCUACCUGAAGUUUAUAUUAAUUUAAUUUAA